Sus scrofa (pig) is the source of this 1059-nucleotide messenger RNA. RefSeq names its product mitochondrial ribosomal protein L16 (gene MRPL16). Gene Ontology annotation, molecular function: rRNA binding; structural constituent of ribosome. Lineage: Eukaryota; Metazoa; Chordata; Mammalia; Artiodactyla; Suidae. The record is from RefSeq and is marked validated. Gene Ontology annotation, biological process: mitochondrial translation. Gene Ontology annotation, cellular component: ribosome; mitochondrial large ribosomal subunit.
CUUCCGGCCAGAGCCGUUUCCGGCGCGGUUGCAGAACGCCGCUCUGGUUCCCUGGGUCGAAGUGAGCGCCGCGGUCGCCGUGGGGAGCUUGGCGUGGUCGCACGCGUGUUAUCAUGUGGCGGCUGCUGGCUCGCGCCUGCGCGCCCCUCUUGCGAGCGCCUUUGUCAGAUUCUUGGGCAGCCCCGUCCGCCACUGCUGGCUUCAAGACGCUGCUCCCGGUGCCAACUUUUGAAGAUGUUGCCAUUCCUGAAAAGCCGAAGCUUAGAUUUGUUGAAAGGGUACCACUUGUGCCGAAAGUGAGAAGAGAACGUAAAAACCUGAGUGACAUACGGGGACCUUCCACUGAAGCCACUGAGUUCACAGAAGGCCGCUUUGCAAUCUUGGCGCUGGGUGGCGGUUACCUCCACUGGGGGCAUUUUGAAAUGAUGCGCCUGACAAUCAACCGCUCUAUGGACCCCAAGAACAUGUUUGCCUUGUGGCGAGUACCAGCCCCUUUCAAGCCCAUCACCCGCAAGGGCAUGGGACAGCGGAUGGGGGGCGGCAAAGGUGCCAUCGAUCACUACGUGACUCCUGUGAAGGCCGGCCGCCUCAUCGUAGAGAUGGGCGGGCGUUGUGAAUUCAAAGAGGUACAAGGUUUCCUCGACCUAGUUGCCCACAAGUUGCCCUUCCCCGCGAAGGCUGUGAGCCGUGAGACUCUAGAAAAGAUGCGGAAAGAUCAAGAGGAACGAGAACGGAACAACCAAAACCCCUGGACCUUUGAGCGCAUCGCCACUGCCAACAUGCUGGGGAUACGGAAGGUGCUGAGCCCCUACGACCUGACCUACAAGGGGCGGUACUGGGGCAAGUUCUACACGCCUGAGCGUGUGUAGUGAGGACAUGACGAGGACAGAUACACAGGCUAAGAGAGGGAAUCUACCUCUUUAUUCCUCUCAGCCAGUCCUUAAAGUCUCUGGGUAGCUCUGAUGUCAUAACCAAGGAGCAGCAUAUGAUAGAUGUUUUCUGAAAAACUGUACAUUAUCUGUCGUUUUUAUUAUUAAAGUACAUUAUAUUUAUGUUAAA